Molecule: messenger RNA, 1002 nt
Organism: Emiliania huxleyi CCMP1516
Lineage: Eukaryota; Haptophyta; Isochrysidales; Noelaerhabdaceae
Exons: 2
Source: RefSeq, a predicted model, not a curated record
CCGCCCUCCGCCUCGCCCUCGCCGCCGCCGCUCCCGCCUCUGGAUCCGGGUCUAGUCCCAGUCGAGACCACCUCCUUCACCAUCUCCUUCGAGUCUGUGCGCCGCCUGCUGCGCGCUCUGCAGCAGCAGACUGUCACCUUCACCAUCUCCUUUGAGAAGAUCAAGACUGCCGUGGUUGACACCAUCGCCGACUCCGUGACGGACAUCACGACCGACCAGAUCACCGUCGAGCCUGUCGACGGCAACCCGAACGUCUUGAAGGUGACCAUUUACCCGAAGGAGGGGCAGACCGCCCCGCAGAUCCUCGACGCCAUCUCCAGCGACCCCAACACCCUUCUCCAGAACAUCGGCGAGGAGCUCGGUGAGAACGUGCCCACGCCCUCCUUCGUUGUCAAUCCGUCCAUCGCCAUUUCUGGCGUCGCGCCGCCGCCGCCACCGCCGCCUGCCAAGAAGCGCGGCUGGGUCGUGGCCGUCGCCGUGUGCGUGCCCCUCGGCGUCGCCCUGCUCGCCCUCGGUGUGUACCUGCUCGUCAAGAAGGGCAAACUCAGCGUCCCGGGAUACGGCUCCGACCGUCCCUCGAUGACCAAGCACACCGUCACCGAGGGCGUCUAAGAUCGCCGCUGCGGCGCGCGGGCGGCCCGGACAAGAACGCUGCCGGGGCAAAGUACCCAGCCGUUCAGUUGCCUGGGCCGCCUCAUGUGGAAUAUAUCACGCGCGCAGCAUCCUUUGCAUGUCGGGGAGCACGGCGCACAUAUUGAUCCUGCGCAAGACCGUCGUCCCCAGCCGAGUAUUGGCGACGGACGCAAUGGGGCUCGCGCUCGCCACCCCCCCCCCCCCCCACCCACACACACACUUCUGCCCCCAUAUACUGCGGUUCCGCUCGCAGCCGCCGGUGUGAUUCAGCCGGUGAACACUCACCCUUGGUCCCUGUGCGUGCUCGAGCGUCAAGGGCUUGAGCCGUGCAAGAGUCCUUUGUUGAUAGAUUGUAUGUAUGUACAAAGA